Molecule: messenger RNA, 4089 nt
Organism: Acromyrmex echinatior (Panamanian leafcutter ant)
Lineage: Eukaryota; Metazoa; Arthropoda; Insecta; Hymenoptera; Formicidae
Gene: Lmpt
Product: four and a half LIM domains protein limpet
Cellular component (GO): Z disc; nucleus
Molecular function (GO): zinc ion binding; transcription coregulator activity
Source: RefSeq, a predicted model, not a curated record
UAUAACAUAUAUAAAACUGCUUAUAGGAUUAUCGUGAAGUUAAUUCUUAUACUUCAUGUUCCAUUAACGUUGCAAUAAUGUAAUGGAGUCUUUAUCUUAAUCUUACCUUAUGAUAGAGAAAGGCGCAGUAUCCAAGAGAUUACAAUUAAAGUUAACCGACUCGAGCGAAAUCGACCUGAGCUAUCAGACGAUCAGAACUCGAGAUGAAUCAGUUAAUCAUUAGUGGCUAAGAGCCAAAUUGAUGUAUCACGUUCAUCAAAAAUAUAUUAAAAAUUUUGUUUACCUCCUUGAAUACGUCAGAUCUGCUCUUCUGGCAGCCAUAUGAAAUUACCAGCGUCAUCACGUGGUUGAAAUAUUCGGGUCGUUCUAACGAACGAGAGUCGCAUUCGAUGCGUUCGCAUUCGAACAUCGGUGAGUUUGCUUUUCUCUUCGUUAACAAGCUGCGAUUAUUGAACGGAUACGAUCAAUGGUCAACGAUAUUGGCAACCAGCGUGGCAGCAACGGCGACUGCUGCUGUUGCUGCUGCGGAUCAGCAUCGUUAAUUAUCAUCCGCACCGAUCGAUCGCGCCGUUCAUCGCAUCGUGCAUUAAGGACAGGGAUUCGUGUUCAGGGACAUUCGGGCUAACUUUAGCCUUUAGCCGGGCCCCGCACGUCGUAACCGACGUUUCGCGACGUCGACGUCGACGUCGAGACAUAACGAGCCGACGGCCACCAGCCUGGCCAGCCGCUUUUGCCCGCGGAAAAUAAAACAGUGCUUCGGCCGCCAUCCGGCUGCAUGGAUAAGCCGAUAAUCGCGUGAUCGGACAUGAUCCUCGCGUUCGGGUAGCCGUUCAUUUGUUCCGAUACCGAGCGCCAAAAGGGAGAGAAAGAAAGGAAAAGUAGGAGAAAGAGGGAGCGAGAGACGUCGCAACACGCCUUCGUCGACGAGUGGAGAACGUUUCUUAGUGGUGGACGCGUGGGUGGUCCGGCCCCCCUCUCAGAAUCACGUAAUCGUCGUCUGUCUUCUCAGUGACGUCACCGACACCAAGAAUUACUACCGUGCUUACGAGAGACCGGUGCUCACGUCGCUGAGGCCACGAGGUUGCUUCGCGCGAAAAGUCGAAGGCUCCCAUCCGGACGAUGCUUUCAGAAAGAACUAUCAGAAUACCGAUGAGAUGAAUCUUUGGAAGGAUGCAGAAAAAUAUCCCUGAGAACGUUACCUAAGAUGGAAUUUCUCGUCAAUUGUAUCUCUCUCUAUUUGAACACAACUGUGAAAAAUAUCACGAAAUCUCGAAUUUAUCUCACGUCGGGAUUCUCGUUGAAUAUUCUCUCGGGAAGACAUUGACAUCAGGCGAAGAAUAUCUCGCUGAGAUUCCUGUGCGAAUGCGAAGCACAAUACAAGUGUUGCGAUUGGAUUUUCGCGCUCGUACCGUUGGCGUGUGCCAAAAUUAUUUUUCAUCGAUCGAAAUGCAGAGUAUUCGUACAAACUUGUAAGAUUACAAAUUUCGAUUAUAUACGCAGAGAGAAAAUUCGUAUAUCGCGCGGUGAAAUCGUGACUAAUUUGAAAGAAGGUAGGCGUGUAACUCCGAAGACUCGUAUAAUAAUCUUCAGCGAAUUGGCGCUCUUUCUUUCUCUCUUUCUUUGGUUAUGUGACAACAAUUAGUUAAUCAUUUCAAUUGAGACAGAAAGAAAUUAAUAAAUCGCAUACAACGAGAGUAGAAACAAAUCUUUUAGUUUUACUUAAAAAUUUUUAAUUAAGGUUCAUAUGUUUGUAAUUAUUAAUAAAAGUCUCCUAGUAUUGGUUUUGACGUCAGUGAAGUUAAUAUUAGCAACGAUACGAUCUUAUUUGAUGAAAAGUGAAGAAUUAGAUCAUCUUUCGAAACGCUGCCAGAAUGUAAUUAUUUAUAGCUAAUUGAACGAGACUACUCAUAUGUAUUAGGCAACGAGACAACAAAUAUAACUAGUAAUCGAUAUAAACGAAAUUGCAAUUUCAAUAAUCGAAGAAUUCCCUGUAAAAAAGUCUUGUAAAAAUUUAAAUGUAUUUAAAUUUUUCUCUACAAGAAAAGCUCAUAAAAUUCCUUGUUCAAAGAUGAAUCCAAGUAUCAUAAGAUAACUUGAACCAUUCUCAAUAAUUAAUUCGAAGAUGGGUUUAUUGCUAUCGGUAUUGGUCGGCUGCGUCGGCGUCUUGGAGCUGCUGGCGUGCCUACGACACGCAUCUGACAGCGUAGUGAUUAGCAUCAAUCCGCCAACACCAUGCCUCUCAUAUCACAAGCCGGCUAACAAUGACAUUCAGAGCAUUCAUGAUUCGCUCUGCAGUUUUAGUCACUCGACCGAUGUGAGACUUCCUCGUGACGCUAAGCACAAACUCGAAAAUCUGCACGAAUACAGUCUGAGAGUGCGAAGCGAACUCCGGUCUUUGGAUAAAAACUUCGACGGUCGAAGUACCUUAUCGGAAUGCAGCACCAGAUAUUUGCUUGGCGGCUCCAGACCAGACUCGAGGCUCAGUCCAGAUUCAAGGCUCAGCCCAGACUGGAGUUGUCUCAUGCGAGAAGACGAUGAAACGUGGAUCAUCCAAGCCGAUCGAUAUUAUAACGAUGACAACGAUGAUUAUAACGAUGAUUAUAACGAAACGAAAAGAUUCUUGGAGGAAAUCAAUACGGAAAUUCGACAAAGCUUACAGCAAGUCGUGCGAUCGCUAGCCCCGCCAGAGCCAGAAAAGUAUGUCAGGGUACCUACACCGAUCCCGACGUUUGCUCACGAAGAAAACAAAAUAUCUGUCUCCUCAAGCGAAGUGGACACAUCCUUCGACAAGGACUCGGGCAACGAUGCGCCCACCAUGAGUUCCUUCGAUAGCUUUCCUCCGAUCAUCAAGAGGUACAAGGAUUCACAGUCGGCUUCGUCAGUUGACGAAUCUGAUCACGAGGAGAAAAAGAUCACGCGAAGAACACUGAAGAAAUCUUCCUCCAAAUCUCCAGAUUUAUCAAAGAAAUCGAAGAAUGUCGACGUUUCCAAAAAAAUUAAGAAAUUUUCAAAUGACCUUACGAAAAUUGACUCGACUGCCCAAAAGCCAACUAUCGAAGAGACUGAAAAAGAGAAGAAGACCUUCGUCAGCCAGAAAAAACCUAAAUCGGGUAAAUCCUCCACGACGAUCUUGAGAAAACCUACCAAACUGAAAUCUAAGAAUGCGGAGAUCAGUAAAUCUGCAGAAAAUUUGAGCAUAAAGAAGUCGAAGAAAGAUCCGGAACGUCGCAAAUCUGACAUAUCCGUGCAGACGGUGCGCGACUUAUUGCGAGAUAUGUCAACGAAUACGUCUCCAACUAACAGUCCAUCGUUAUCCAGAUCGGAAAGUAAAAAGAGCGUCUCGGUAGAAGUACAGACUGUUUUGGAGGAGAUGCUGUUGGAUGACGAAGCCUUAGAGGAGCUAGUUAACAAUGUCAUCGGACUCUCCGAGAGCAGAAGGGAUAUGUCCUUUCGAGGUAGCUCCGCUAGAAAGUCCUUUAAGAGCAAAAGGUUUCGGUCCAGCUCGAAAGAUCAGUCGGAUGAUCAGGAUAAACAGAUUUACACGGCAACCAAUGCAGUCACGUCCGUAGAAAGAUCGCGGAAGAAAAAGACGAAGGAAUUGAAAGUAUCUAGUUUCGAAAACGCCAGCGAGGAGGACCACGAAAGAAUCAAAGAUGUUAUUUUCGACAAUUCAAAAGGGUCGAGCGUUUGGAGGAGAAGGGAAGACUCGAGAUCGAAAUCAUCGCUCGAAGAGGAUGAUGAAUUCGUGGACGCGGAGGAUGUGAGUUCCGGAAGACCACCUAUACAGUACACAAUCCCUGACACCGAUCAGAACAAAGCAUUCUGGCUCAGCGAUAUAAUCGAUCUCUAGAAUACAAUAACAACAUGCAAAAAUCUUCAGCAAUACGUGAGUACACUGCAAACGAUAUAAAAUUUAUUAUCGUUUCUAUAAUUAUGUUCUUCAAGAUACUGUAAUUGAAUGAAAAUAUGGAAAAUUUUCAAACAAUUAGAUGAUCGUCUGAUAUAUAAAUCGUUGAAAAAUGUAUUUUAAGUGAUAAUCAUAAUUUUAAUCUAUGUAAUUUGAUUAUUUUGUCCUCCUAAAAAAAAAAA